UAAUGAAUCAAUGGGUAAAAUUAAUGAUCUUAAAUUAUCUGGACUCAGAAUCUGUAAUUAUCAAGAUGAACAGAGCUUGUCUGUGGAUAAGUGGGAUAUUAUCAUAGUUCAAGUUGAGAGUCUCUCUCGUAUAGAAUUCUCAGCCCGUCUGAUUGUAGCUAUUUUAGAUGAAGUCAAUGCAAUUCAACGUCAAAUGAAUAGCGGUUCAAAUGCGCAGGAAUCUGAAAAUGCAAUGCGUGAUGUGUUAAAAUCAGCUCAACAUGUUUUAGCCAUGGAUGCAUUUGCAAAUGAAAGUACACUAACAUUUCUCAGGGCUUAUCGUGGUGAAAAUAUGUGCCUUGGCACUAGCUCCGCUAUCCGAGUAAUUGAUAAUAAAUUCCAACCACUUAUAGGUAAGACUGUUGAGUAUCUUUACGACCCAAAUAGCGGGGCUGAAGCUAUGCGAAUAGGGUUUGAGUAUUUGAAACAAGGCAAACGCGUGGCAUUUGUUGUAACAAGCUCUAAUAUGGCUCGAGCAUUAGUAAAAGAAGCUUCUAAAUUAUCUUUCAAAGCUCGUGCCUAUUAUGGAGACAUGGAUGGAAAACAGCGAAAAAAAGACUUUUUAGAUAUUAAUACUGCUUGGGGUGAACUUGAUUGUGUAGCUUAUACAAACACAGUAGAAGCAGGUAUUUCUUUCGAGAAACCUAAUCACUUUGACAUAGUUAUAGGCAUUACAAAUAUUGGAACUCCAGUUAAUGUAGAAGCAUUUAUCCAGAUGAUGUUCCGAAUUUGUGAUUGUGAAAAGCGUAUACUUUCACUUUAUUAUCAAAAAAUUUCCAGUGAAUUUUCUCGUUCACCAGGUCAUGAAAAUAUUCGGGCUGAACUUGCAGUUGCCCAGCCUAAUGAUUUGCCUACAGCAAUUAAGGGACAUCGUGAAUGGGAUAUAGAUAGCAUUUCCUAUAAACUUGAUCAAUCUCCCACUGUAACAUCAUUUAUUGAAGUUGAGCACCAGAAACGUCUUUCAACCAGAAAUUUUAUCGAGAUUUCAUGUAGCCUUAUUGCCAGUACUGGAGCAAGUCUUAAAUUAAUAAAAAUGGACGAAAAUAAAGAAAUUAUAGGGAAUCGUAAAAAAGUUCGUAAUGAGAUUAAGGCUGAAGCUUUAGUUAUCAAGGAUACAGAUUUUGAUGCAGUCGCCACUUCUCGAAAUCUUACUCUUGAGGAAGCCGAAUUUCUUAAACUCAAUUCAGAAUGUUCAGUUGCAGAUACUAUGGCACUUAAGCAUUUUUAUAUGUGGAACCUUUAUAGUGGAAAUGGUAUGAGCAUCGAGGAUUGGAAUAAACUCUGCAAUAAAGAUUUUGUAGAACGUUUUAGUCCACCCGAACCUAGAAAACAUUUCUUGCGUCUAUCUCAUUUUUACAAGCAAGGCUAUGAUGAAGAGAGUGCAAUAGAAGAAUUAAAGGCCAAAGACAUCGCACAAUGGGAAGAUACUUGUUAUAAUGCUAAAGAUAAUUUUGAGGAUUCAGUAGCAAAAGAUUUACGCAAAACAUAUUCAGCGAAUCAUUGGGAAGCUGUACGAAGGCUUUUACAGUCGCUUGGUUUUACAGGUAUAGAUGAUAAACGCAUUCUCUCUGAUGAUCAGGUAAAAGUUGCGUUUGAGGCAUCUCGUGAAAAAUUUAUAGAAAUUCGAAGUCAAUCUUUAUUACUCUUUGGCUUUAAAUCUCAUGCAAAAGAAAUGCCAGAUCUUAACUCAGCUAUAAAGGCUAUCAAUGCAAUUGUUGGCAAUUGGUGUGGUUAUACUAUAAAAAGUGAGCGAAAAUUGGUAGGAUCAAAAGGACAACAGAUUUGGAAAUAUUCAUAUCAAAUUAACCGAAAAGCAUAUAAUAGUUGUGGUUUUGAUAAUCAAGAAGAAGUAAUGGCUAGGAAGUUAGAUAAUCCUGAAUAUUGCCCUAUAGCUCCAGUUCUUCCAUCAUAUAAGCCAAAGGUAAGUGAUGAGAUUCAGGAUCUUUUCGAUUCUAUACCUAUUAUUAAUAAUAUUACUUCAGAACAUGUUGAGCAUAAAAUUUCUGACUCAUCAAGUAAUGCGAUUGAUGAAAAAGAUUUACCUUUGAAAAUGCCAGCCCGUAAUCAAUCUGCUGGUCUUUCCCAAGAUAGAUGCCAUGUUGAUAUUAUUAAUGAAGCCAGUAUAGUUGAGAAUAAAAUACCCGAAUCCUUAAUUCCUCUAUCUUCAGAAUUUCUUAUUAAAAAUGAAUCGGAUAUAGACACCCUUACCCUUCUUUUACAGCAAAAAUACCAAAUGUCUCAAGAAAGGCUAGAACAAUGGCGAACCAAGAUUGCCUUUGAAUUGCGGGAUAACCAAAAUUACUGGAAAAAAGAGCGCGAGAGUAUGAAUGAAGCCGAGUUCUUGGAAUAUAAACGAAACUUUGAGGCUAAAAUGAAAGUUCCUACUACUCCGCACAAAAGAGAAUUGAAAAAUAAAUCUUUAGCCCUCAUCGAAUAUGUAGCUAUGGUGGAUAGUCACUAUUGCCCAAUUUAUGUGCCUAGUCACGAAAAAUUUCUCAUAUAUCAGUCAGUAAGUGUUGUUAAUGCUGUUGUACGUGCAUUUGGGAGAGAAUACAAAGAUUAUGGUUUACUGAAAGGGUUUGAGGAUUAUUUAGAAGCAUGUGGAAAGGAAUGGCGUGAGCAUCAAAAGUUCUAUUAUGCCCCAUAUUGUACAAUGUUUCAAAGUUCAGGAAUUGGAAAAAGUCACAUGCUACGCAGAUUUGCAGAAACUGGAGACUUUUAUGUUUUUUAUAUUAAUGUGAACAAUCCUAGAUCUGGUUCUUAUCCUCGCGGACAUCCCAAAUUGCAUAAUUAUUUUACUAUAACACAUUCAGCUUAUUCAAACUCCACAUAUGAUGUUGAAAAGAUAUUUCAAAUACGCCUAGUGUAUUUUGUCUAUGUAUUGUUAGAACAUUUAUGUUCCAUACAAGAUAUACAAAAGGUUAGACAAGAGGUGAAACGAGUGGUAGCCAUGCUUUGGGGUGAAGAUGCAUUGAGUGAAGCAAAGCAGUUUGAUAUAGAUCUUUGGACCAAACAAGCAGAAGAGUAUUCAAAAGAUUAUUUUAGCCAAUAUGAGAAGGAAACAUAUGUUGACAUUGAAUGGAAAAUGCAGAAACUUUUGAAUGACAAAUUUGAAUGCAUUCAUGAAGCUUUUACAACAGACACUAUUCGUAAUGUGAAUGUGCUCUUUGCUUUUGAUGAAGCACGGACAAUGAUUAACAUUGAGGAUGGACAUGAAGUUAGUCCAGUCUUUACUGGUGUGCGACGUGGUCUUCGGAGUCUUCCAUUGGGAUUUUUUGCUUUAUUUUCUGAUACUACAUCAAACUUAUCAAAUUUUUCACCACCUCUUGGUAUUGAUCCUUCAUUACGACCUCGAGGGCAACAGGAAUCUUGGAAGCUGUUCCCACCAUUCUUUGCAUUUCCUACCUUUGACAUGUAUGCACCCACACUUGAUGAACUUAUGCAUAAAACACAGGAGGUUUCUGCUGAUAAGGUAGUAAAGUUGUUUGAUUUUGCUAAUAUCAUAGUAUAUGGACGUCCAUUAUGGAAGGCAUUAUUUGAUGCAGGUAUUCCAGGAAGGGAAAUAGAAAGGUUUGCACAAGAUAAACUUUUUACAGGAAAUUACCAUGCAGAUUCAUAUUACAAACUUUCAUUUGAAGAG
This is a messenger RNA of Entrophospora candida, 3679 nucleotides long. Lineage: Eukaryota; Fungi; Glomeromycota; Glomeromycetes; Entrophosporales; Entrophosporaceae. The record is from the annotation of a GenBank genome assembly.